Molecule: messenger RNA, 1275 nt
Organism: Dovyalis caffra
Lineage: Eukaryota; Viridiplantae; Streptophyta; Magnoliopsida; Malpighiales; Salicaceae
Source: the annotation of a GenBank genome assembly
AUGGCAUCAAGGCAAGAGAAGGAGGAGAGGGCUGAGGCAGCAGCAUGGAAAGCAGCAUCUGAUCUCGAGGACGUUAAUAGAGAAAGAGAAUACAAUGAAGAACGAGAAGUCAAAAUGGAGACGGAACAACCACAGCAAGAGAGACCAGGGGUGAUUGGGUCAGUGUUAAGGUCAGUUGCUGACACCCUUGGGCAUGCCAAAGCUGCUGUUGUUGGUAAGAGCUUUGAUGCUGCUGAUACAGCAGCUGAGAAGGCUAGAGAGAGUAAGGAUUCUACUGCAGAGAAGGCAAAGGAGUAUAACAAUCAUACGACCCAAAAGGCCAAAGAGACAACAGACUCAGCUGCGCAUAAGAUUGAUGAAACCAAGGAAUCAGCUAAAGAAAAGGCUGAGGAGACGAAGGAAUCAACAAAGAAAAAGAUUGGAGAUUAUGCAGAUAAGGCAAAAGAAACAAAAGAUGCAGCGAAGGAUAAAUUAGUAGAGUGCGAAGAUUAUUCGGCUGAGGAAGUCAAGGGCACAAAGGAUUCUGUAAAGGGAAAGGCAGAGGAGUGUAACGCUUAUGCAGCAGAGAAAGCUAAGGAAACAAAGGAUUAUACGAAAGGGAAGACAGGUGAGUAUAAGGAUUAUGCUGCAGAGAAGGCGAAGGAAACAAAGGAUUAUACUGCAGAAAAAGCGAAAGAAGGAAAGGAUGUUUCCGUUGGUAAUCUUGGCGGACUAACAGAGUCGGCUAAAGAUGCUGCAAGAAAAGCAAUGGGGUUCUUAUCUGGUAAGAAAGAAGAAGUGAAAGAGAAAGCCGCAGAGACUAAAGAGGCAACCAAGGAAAAAUCGAGUGAAACCGAUGAGGCGGCGAGGCGUAAAAUGGAGGAGAUGAAGCUGAGAGGUGAAGAAUAUAAAGAGGAAGCUGCCCGAGAACAAGAAGCUAAAGACAAUGAAGCUGAAAGACAAACUUCAACAAGAGACGCUAUCUUUAGCAGUCUUGGACUAGGGACCAUUAAAGACUCCACAAGAGGAAAGUGGACAAUGCCAGAGGACAUUGUUGAAGAAACAAAGGCUGCACUAGAGCACGGCCAUACCGGAAGAAAGCGUUUAAACAAAGAUACACAAAGGGUAGAGGUAGUAAUCCCCCUUGAAGAGACCCCCACGGGAGCUGUGGCAUCCACUCUAAAAGCGUCCGAUCAGAUGACUGGUCAGACUUUCAAUGAUGUUGGACGAACGGAUGAUGAGAGUGUUAUUCGUGUGGAAAUGGAAUGCACUCCGAAAGAGAGCCAGAAUCGUUGA